Molecule: messenger RNA, 3316 nt
Organism: Drosophila takahashii
Lineage: Eukaryota; Metazoa; Arthropoda; Insecta; Diptera; Drosophilidae
Gene: GlcAT-P
Product: Glucuronyltransferase P
Biological process (GO): carbohydrate metabolic process; chondroitin sulfate proteoglycan biosynthetic process
Cellular component (GO): Golgi membrane
Molecular function (GO): galactosylgalactosylxylosylprotein 3-beta-glucuronosyltransferase activity
Source: RefSeq, a predicted model, not a curated record
AAUAACCAUACCAUUUCAGAGCUCGUUGCGUACCGAGAUACACGCCCUAUCGUCGGCCGUCCCGCCCCUCGCCUCCGUCCCGCCCCUUCCGCUCGGCCCUGCGUGAAAAUCAGAAGCAAAUCAGAAUGCCAGUAAAUGGAAUGAAAUAAAACAAAUCAAAACCGCAAAGGCAGCGAAACAGCAGAGUUGACAAAAAAGACCAGAGCAAAAUAAAAAAUAAAAUUCGAAAGCGAACGAAUGAAAUCAACAAACCAACGUAGAGCAACGCGGCCAGCACGAAAGAAAUCACCACUUGCAACAGCAGCAGCAGCCACACAUAUUGCAAGUGAAUCAGCAACAGCAACACAUAUUGCACGUGCAAUAGCAACACAUAUUGCAAGUGCAACAGCAGUUCGAAAAGUCCGGGAUAUUCCCAGAUCUUUCUAUCAACAUGAAGGGCAACUACACAAAUCUGAACAUGUACAGUGGAAUUAAUACGAGUGGCAACGGCACCGGCAAAAUGUCGCUGGGCAAAUCCAUUAAAAUGUACCUGACCAUUUUCAUUCUGACCACCUGCAUCUACAUGGCCCUCUAUCAGUACCACAUAUCCCGAGAACCCUUCGCCGCCGGUGAAGUUGUAAAGCAUCAAGAGAAAUCAUCGUCAUAUAUCGCCUCAUAUUUGUGGUCACCCAUUUCCCUGCUAAUGGCGAAUAGUUCCUCGAACACAAUUAACCAGUCCCUAACAACAAGCACAACAACAACAGCUCCACCACAAACGACAACAACAACAGCAUCCACGGGCACAGUGGGUCAAAAGCUGGGUGGUGCAUCCUCAGCCUCCAUUCGCAUGGUUUCAUUAGCGGCCACCAUACCCACAUUUAUGUCUUCUGCAUCGCAACUAAGAUCAGGAUCGGUGGGUGGUCAUCGAAAGACUGCAGGCAUUAAGACAAGCUCCACAACCACAACUACAACAACAACAACAGUAGCCACCGCCAGUGGGGUGGCAGCAACAACAACAACAACAGCCAAAACAAGCGCCAAAACAUCCGCAGCGGCCACGCCCACUGCCUCCCACACGGAAAACGCCCAUAAGACUCGACCAACAUUCGUUGCCGCAUCCGUGCCCCCGCCCCUGUACAUAAUCACGCCCACCUACCGACGACCCGAGCAGCUGGCGGAGCUCACCCGGCUGGGAUACACCCUGAAGCACGUGGUGAAUCUGCUCUGGCUGGUCAUCGAGGACGCCAACAAGACGAAUCCGCUGGUGGGCCACGUUUUGGACCGGAUCGGAGUGCCCUACGAGUACAUGGUGGCACCCAUGCCCGAGAAGUACAAGCAGACGAAGCGGGCCAAGCCGCGCGGCGUCUCCAAUCGGAAUCGGGGCCUCGAGUAUCUGCGCCAACAUGCCACCGAGGGAGUGCUCUACUUUGCCGACGACGACAACACCUACGACAUUAGCAUAUUCGAGCAGAUGCGCUACAUAUCCAAAGUAGCCAUGUGGCCCGUUGGCCUGGUGACCAAGACCGGCGUAAGCAGUCCCAUAAUUAAGGACGGCAAAUUGGUGGGCUUUUACGAUGGCUGGAUCGGAGGUCGCAAAUAUCCCGUGGAUAUGGCCGGAUUCGCAGUGAGCGUCAAGUUCCUGAAGGAGCGACCCAAUGCACAGAUGCCCUUUAAGCCGGGAUACGAGGAGGACGGCUUCCUUCGCAGCCUGGCGCCACUGGACAGUACGGAAAUCGAGUUCCUGGCCGACGAGUGCCGUGAUAUCCUCACGUGGCACACGCAGACGAAGAAGAACGCCCCCGCUCAGGCGCUGAACAGGACGCACUACAAGAGCACGAACCUGGAGCACAUUGACAAGUUGCUGGUGCGCCCAUAGGGAUAUUGACUGUAGUUAGCUAGUUAGGCUUAGCUAGGAGCCCACUCGCUCCCAUUUUGACCGUGGCUCUGACGGGUUGUACAGGUACAACUCGGCGCCCGGAGAAACCAAUCAGAAUUGAUCAGAUCAUUAGUCGGUGUACAUUACUACCAUAAUCAUACGAGUAGUUAGGCUCUAAGCGCACACACCUCUAUGAUAAUUGAACGCACCGUAGGCUUUGUUUGACCCCCUACACGUAAUCGUAACCAUACACAUACCUAAUCAUACCUUAAGUAACGUAUUGUAUCAUAUCUCAGCGUCCACGACUAUUUUGUAAAUAAUCGCAAUGCUUAAAUUAAGCUUAAAUUUGUUUACGCUCUAAGUUGAAACGGAUUUAUCACCCAGCAACGAAUUGGAUAAGAUGUUCCUAGACCAAAGAAAAAAGCCCCCAAGGUUCUUCAUUCCCGUGGGAAAAUCCAAUUGCCUGCGACAGCCAGGACCUCCAACUGCCGUCCGUGGGAUUCGUGCGAGGUCAAGGCCUGAACACCACAUCAGCAAUCAAUUAGGGCAAGGUGUCAACGAAACUUAUUUCCCCGAAUUCUCCUGAAACCGGGGCGAGCGCUUCAAUAAUUCAUGCCGACAUAUGGAUGGAUGUUCGAGGCGAGUGGCACAGAUAACUCGUGCAUGGUCGAGCCUCCUUCCCCAGAGAAUCCAAAUCGCGUGCUUCACUAAAAUUGCACGAAACAGAAGAAAAAAAUUGGACACGAGCAGGACGAAGGGAGACACAGUUUAAACAUUGUAAUGGGUCCUGCUAAUGGGACUGAAUGGCUCAAAAGUUUGGCAAAAUCAAUUUCAUUCUAAACGCCGCACGAUAUUUUGUUGAACGAGAAGACAACUCUUUGUAUGCCUAAGAUAUGCGUUUUUUUUUCGUCCGUAACGGGUUUCCAAAGCAACACUUUUUCACUACUUAUAAGUACGCUAAGUUAAGUUUAUGAAGAAAUUUAUAUUCAAGUUAUGAACUGCACUGAAAUCGCCUACAUGUAAAUAAUAAUCACCAGAUAUUCUAACCAAAUUUUUACACGUCCCGCAAAAGCAGGGAGAAGCGCAGGGAUGGGAGGAAACUUUGACAAAUGGUAUUACGAAAUUUAUACAAUUUAUACAAUUGAAUAUGGAAUACGAUAAGCCGCAAAGCAUUAGUUAGGUACUUACAAAAUCUUACAAAAAUAAAUAACAACGGAGUCUUGAUGAGAACUCAAACUCUCAAGAAGAUCCACUAAAACUUUUUCAAGAAUAUCUCAAAAUGUUUCAAUGAAUACUAAAGAUACAGAAAUACGUCUAACACUAUUCUCUUAUUCAAGUAAACUACAACAUACAAUGUUUAAACCUGACAGGACUUAUAGCAAGGAACUUCAAUCAUUUUUAACAAAAUACAAAUACCUUUCAAUAAAUUGAUAAACUUUUCUUAAGCAUUUUCAAAAGUAA